Tachyglossus aculeatus (Australian echidna) is the source of this 396-nucleotide messenger RNA. RefSeq names its product putative protein FAM10A4. Gene Ontology annotation, molecular function: Hsp70 protein binding. The transcript has 2 exons. The record is from RefSeq and is a predicted model, not a curated record. Lineage: Eukaryota; Metazoa; Chordata; Mammalia; Monotremata; Tachyglossidae. The coding region runs from base 1 to 396 and encodes 131 amino acids.
AUGAAGCCGGAGGAACAAGUUAAAGAAGAACAGCCACAGCGUGAGGGAAGUGACCUAGAAAUUGAUAAUGAGGGCGUGAUUGAACCAGACACAAAUGAUCCCCAAGAAAUGGGUGAUGAAGAUGCAGAGGUGACAGAUGAGAUGAUGGAUCAGGCCAAUAAAAAGAAGGGCGCAGCCAUUGAUGCCUUAAAUGCUGGGGAACUUCAGAAAGCCACUGACUUGUUCACAGACGCCAUCAAGCUGAAUCCUCAGCUGGCCAUUUUGUACGCCAAGACAGCAAGUGUCUUCGUGAAACUGCAGAGACCCAACGCUGCCAUCAGAGACUGUGACCAGGCAAUAGACAUAAACCCUGAUUCAGCCCAGCCCUACAAGUGGCGAGGGAAAGCUCACAGGUAG